Messenger RNA from Manacus vitellinus (golden-collared manakin), 3011 nucleotides. RefSeq names its product fibulin 7 (gene FBLN7). The record is from RefSeq and is a predicted model, not a curated record. The transcript has 7 exons. Bases 684 to 1886 code for a protein of 400 amino acids. Gene Ontology annotation, molecular function: calcium ion binding. Lineage: Eukaryota; Metazoa; Chordata; Aves; Passeriformes; Pipridae.
GCUGGCGUGUUUCUCCUCCCGUUUUGGAAGCGGGAAUCGUUUCGGUGUGGUUAUGAAAGAGGGGGAAGGAAUCCCUUGAGCCAGGUGGGUCAGAGCCCACCGGCUCAACUUACUUUCCCAAAGCUCCACAGCCCCUCUGUGCUGUCUCCCCACUGCGCUCCCUUGGAUCUCUGAGCUCUGGCUUUGCUUUUUUUUUUGCCUCGGUUUUAAGUCAAUUCCACAGGAAUCCCAUAAUAACGGUGCCCGUCUCCGGCAUGAGUCAGUCCCGAGGGAGCGAUCGGUUUGCAGGCAGGAGUCCCACCAGCGUUCCUGGCCCCGGCAGAGCUCACAAGACAGCUGUUUUCCUCUUGUUUUGUCAUGUGGCAGCGGGACGGGGCUCUGGAGCUCCAGCAGGACGAAACAUGAGUUAUAGCAUCUCUCCCAGGGCUGACAAAGCCAUCCCAGCUCUGCCCGGAGCGCGGCGUCACCCGGGUACAUUCCAGGGAGGAAGCCUGGGCUGAGGACUUCUUGCCCAGGUGGAAAAAACUCCUGAAUCUGCGUAAAUGGGGAGAAUACAAAAUCAGUAGUUGGAUCCCGGGUGGCGCAGCAGCACCGGCACCGGAGCGGGAUCCCCAUCCCUGUCCCCAUCCCUGUUCCCACAGAGCUGCCUCAGCAGGCAGCAGCUCCUGGCCGCCAUCCGGCAGAUGCAGCAGCUGCUGAAGGGGCAGGAGACGCGUUUUUCCGAGGGGCUCCGUGUCAUGAGGAGCCGGCUCAGCUCCCUCCACUCCACCCUGGCCAAGGCAGCUCCAGAGGCACCCACCGUCUCCUGUCCUGCCCUCCAAGCCCCCACGGAUGGGAGGAAGUUCGGCACCAAGUACUUGGUGGAGCACGAGGUUCACUUCACCUGCGACCCGGGUUUCCAGCUCCUGGGCUCCAGCACACGGAUGUGCCAGGCCAAUGGCACCUGGAGUGGGCAGGAGCCCCGCUGUGAAGAGAUCAGCGAGUGCUGGAGCAGCCCCUGCCAGAACGGCGGGACGUGCCUGGAGGGGCUCAACCAGUUCAGGUGCCUCUGCCCCCAGCAGUGGACUGGGGCCACCUGCCAGCACCGGGCACAGACGGCUCCUCCCGCCUGGAGCGUGACGGACGAUCCCGCGUUCAGCCGCCAGCCCCGCUGUGCCCAGGUGGCCCAGGCCCAGCAGUGCAGCUGCGAUCCCGGCUUCCACAUGAACGGAACGGCCGCCAACGGGCUCUGCCAGGACCUCAACGAGUGCGAGGUGUUCCAGCGGGACGGGGGUCCCCGGCUCUGUGCCCAUUCCUGCGUCAACCUUCCCGGCUCCUUCCGCUGCUCCUGCCCCUCCGGAUACGUCCUCCUGGGAGACGGCAAGAGCUGCGAAGACAUCGACGAGUGUUCCCUCUCCCAGGAUAACUGCACGGGCGGGAGCACCUGCAUCAACACCGGGGGGGGAUUCCAGUGCGUCACCCCCCAGUGCCCCCCGGCCGUCGGGAACGUCUCCUACGUCAAAACCUCCCCCUUCCAGUGCGAGCGCAACCCCUGCCCGAUGGAGAGCCGGUCGUGCCACCACGCUCCCAAAACCAUCUCCUUCCACUCCCUGCCGCUGCCCUCCCGGCUCGUGGCUCCCACGCCGCUGUUCCGCAUGGCCACGGCGGCGGCUCCCGGCCGGCCGGGCCCCGACAGCCUCCGCUUCGGGAUCGCGGGCGGGAACAGCCGCGGGCACUUCGUGGUGCAGCGCUCGGACCGGCACACCGGGGAGCUCAUCCUGGUGCAGAGCCUGCAGGGCCCCCAGACCGUCCAGGUGGACGUGGACAUGUCCGAGUACCUGGACCGGGUCUUCCAGGCCAAGUACUUGUCCAAAAUCACCCUCUUUGUCUCCGCCUAUGAGUUUUAGGGGAGGCGGCGGCGGCGCUGGCGGCUCCCGGGCCCCCGCUCAGCGUCCUGUCCUGAGGUGCUUCCCAGGUGGAUUGACACCUGCCUGUGUGCAGGAGGAAAACCCAAAUGAGGUGGAAAAGAAGCGGGAAGUGGGGCUCCAUCCUCACCCCCAGCUCAGGAGGGAUGAUGUCCUACAGCCACCUGAUUUCCUUAGGAUUCCUGCUUUUUCCUUUAGGAAGGCAGUGAAGCAGAGCAUGUGGGAGGAGGAAGGCUCCUGGCCUUUCCCGCUCUCCUCCCUGCUGGCCUGGGAUUGCUUGGACCCCGGCUCCCUAAAAACAUGCCUCUGCUUCCCUUUGGAUGCUUAGAAUCUCCCUGGAGCCUGCUGGGGAUUGAGGUCCAUGACCUUUAUCCCCUGGGAUUGAUCAGGGCUGGAAAAGUCCAUGAACAUCCACCUGGCUGGCUCCUGGUGCCCUCCUUGGCAAGCUGGGCAAAGGAGGAAUCCCAGCGCUAUCCCUGCUCCUUAAACCUCCCCAGUGGGAAUCCCCUAUGGAUCUCCCUCGCCGUGACCUCCCGGCUGCGUGUGGAGGUGGGAAUAUUCCCUGCUCCACCAGCCACAGCUUCCAUCCUGGUGUAGGAGCGCUGGGAAGAGCUGGGAUUCGGCUCUUCCCGGGGGGAUUCAUCCCUCUGCUUGUGCAUGUUCUCCUGACAUUCUGCAUGUUCCCACAUUCCGCUGGAUUUAGCACAAUUAAAGAAUGAUAUAAAGGAUGGCACCAGAGUGAAGCAACCAAUGGAUGUGUGGAUGGUGGGAAUGCUCAUCUGGAGCCAUCCAGGAGAGCUCUGGGUCUGGUGGAGCAAGAAUCUGUUAUCCAGAGUUUUACUUUCCUGCCUUACAUUGCUUGGGAGGUGGCUCAUUACCCCUGGAGCAUCCUCAUCCUGAGCAUCCCCAUCCUUGAGCAUCCUUCCCCCCAAGGAAACUUCACCCUGAGCAUCCUUUCCCCCGGGAAUCCUCAUCCCUGAGCAUCCUUUUCCCCCCCAGAAUCCUCACCCUGGAACACCCUCAUCCCUAGGAAUCCUCACCCCUGAGCAUCCUGCUGAGCUGCACCCACCAAAACCCUUCCCAGUCCUUGCCCCACAGAGGGAGAUU